Molecule: messenger RNA, 874 nt
Organism: Mycotypha africana
Lineage: Eukaryota; Fungi; Mucoromycota; Mucoromycetes; Mucorales; Mycotyphaceae
Product: AAA domain-containing protein
Exons: 4
Coding region: 314-766 (150 amino acids)
Molecular function (GO): 5'-3' DNA helicase activity
Source: RefSeq, a predicted model, not a curated record
UUUGAAGUGUUUGAAGAUGUUCAGUUCCCCUUUAUUUUGAUCGACGAGUCAUCUCAACUGCUAGAGCCUUUGACAGUAGUGCCGCUGGCGAGAUUUUCCUGUCAUAAAAUGGUGAUGAUUGGCGACCCUUUGCAAUUACCGCCGACGUUGGCUACGAAUGCAGAAGAGGGAAAGGCUGGUAAAGGCUUGGAUAAAACCAUGUUUGAUCGAAUGAUGGAAAUGGGGCAUGAGGUAAUCAAACACUUUUUCCCUUUCAAAAUAACAUGUUUCCUUCUCUUGUUUUCUCAUCAUCCAUCCUUUGGGCUAGUCUAUCAUGCUAAGAACACAGUAUAGAUGCCAUCCGCGUAUCGCUGGUAUCAGCAACAAGCUUUUUUAUGAACAAAGACUAUUGAAUGGCGUUACAGAACAAGAUAGAAAGCCUUUAAUUGCCGGAUUACCUACGCUACUAUUCAUUGAUAUGGGUGUUGGAAAGGAGCAAAAAGCUGUAAAGAACAACUCUUAUUCGAAUGACGCUGAAAUGAGUGUGGUGCUAAAAUUGCUUGGCAGAUUGACCUCCUGUCAGGUUGCUGUGGAAGAUAUAGGUGUUAUUUCAUUAUAUAAAGAGCAAGUGGAUCGAUUGAAUGAGCACCUGAAUACUGAGCAAGCAACAAACAAAGGUAUUCAGAUCUCCACAGUAGACGCCUUUCAAGUAAGUACCCGUAGAGAGGAUACGGUUGUUUUGAGUGGGGGGGGGGAUACUGACGCAACUUAUUUGCUUGUGAUGUAGGGCGGUGAGAAAGAGAUUAUCAUUUUAUCCACAGUGCGAACAUCCGUAAGUCAAUUCAUGGACAAUUAUCCCCGUAUCAAUGUCGCCUUGACACGGGCGAGACGUCAU